AUGUUUUACAAAACACUGGCUCGAGCUCUGGUCCUUCCUUUCAUGUGCGCUGCCAUAGAAAUCCCCCAUAUUCGAUCCUACUUCUACACUGGCGGGCGCUACAUUCAAAGAAGCGAUGGCGAGCACACUAUGACAGACCAGAUAUAUGUGGAGCGUUUGACGCCUAUCUCCGGUCCUACACAACCUUAUCCGAUUGUUUUCAUCCACGGCGCCGAUCAGACUGCAACUAACUGGCUCAACAAGCCGGAUGGAGAACCUGGCUGGGCCUCUUUUUUCCUCUCUAAAGGCUAUGAAUGUUACCUACUUGACCAGGCUGCCCGAGGUCGGAGCCCAUUGCAGAUGGAGAGGGUAAUGAAACAAAAAAAGUUCAGCGCUGAGGCCUUGCAGCGGCUUUUCACAGCCACAGCACACCACAGCAUUUGGCCGCAAAGCACGACGCACACGCAGUGGCCCGGAAACGGCACCAUAGGAGAUCCAAUAUUCGAUGCCUACUAUGCAUCCACCGUCCCAUCGCUGGCGGACCAUGUUGUCCAGGAAACAAUGAUGCGAGCUGCCGGCGCUGCUCUCCUCAACGAUAUCAAUCGGCCAGCUAUCUUGAUCGCGCACUCUCAGGGUGGAUCUAUGGCCUGGCCAAUUGCAGAUGAAGCACCACAUCUCGUGCAUGCGAUUGUAGCUGUUGAACCAUCUGGCCCGCCUUUUCAAAAUCCGGACUUCUUUGUUGCGAAGCCUGCGCGUGCAUAUGGUCUGAGUGAUACUCCUCUGAAAUAUAUGCCAGCAGUUGAUGAUCCUGAACGUGAUAUUACUCGAGUGAUGUAUGGCUCUAGUGUGCCAGAUAGUUUAGACUGCAUCUUGCAGGCAGACAACCCUCCCCCGCGACAGCUGGUCAGUUUAUCACGCUUCCCAGUACUCUUCGUAACGGGGGAGUCGUCUUUCCAUGCGUCGUAUGACGGGUGUACAGUGCAAUAUAUGCGACAGGCAGGAAUGCAUGUGGAACAUUUGCAACUUCCCAGCGUCGAAAUCCGAGGAAAUGGGCACAUGAUGUUCCUGGAGAAGAAUAGUGACCAGAUAGCUAGCGAGAUAUCUCGAUGGAUUGAAGGAACCUUCCAGCAAACUGGGAAUAACUUCAUAUAUCCUGGAGUAUCGGCGCAACAAAACUUUCGAUGA
Molecule: messenger RNA, 1164 nt
Organism: Penicillium angulare
Lineage: Eukaryota; Fungi; Ascomycota; Eurotiomycetes; Eurotiales; Aspergillaceae
Product: alpha/beta hydrolase
Exons: 2
Coding region: 1-1164 (387 amino acids)
Source: RefSeq, a predicted model, not a curated record